UUACUCAUGCAGCAGGAAAACAAGACUUACUACAAGAACAAUGGUGGCAUCAGCAACAAAAUUACCAAGGUGGCACCAACGGGCAACUGAAAGGCAUUGUGCCAGUAAUAAUAGUAACAGGAAUCGUUUAA
Dentiscutata erythropus is the source of this 131-nucleotide messenger RNA. NCBI's taxonomy places the organism in Eukaryota, Fungi, Glomeromycota, Glomeromycetes, Diversisporales, Gigasporaceae. The record is from the annotation of a GenBank genome assembly.